This is a messenger RNA of Diabrotica balteata, 983 nucleotides long. The record is from the annotation of a GenBank genome assembly. NCBI's taxonomy places the organism in Eukaryota, Metazoa, Arthropoda, Insecta, Coleoptera, Chrysomelidae.
UUUAUAGCCACAUAUGACAAGACCAUUUCAAGUAGAAGUAGAAAACUGACAGACCGACACCUGACAUUUCGAAUAGUCCAUCUUAAUUUUCUUUUGCAAGUACGACAGCAAUCAUGGCCGUCGGUAAAAAUAAGGGUUUGUCAAAAGGUGGCAAAAAGGGAGUUAAAAAGAAGGUUGUUGAUCCCUUCACAAGAAAAGACUGGUACGAUGUGAAAGCUCCAUCAAUGUUUGCCACCCGGCAGGUCGGCAAAACUUUGGUUAACCGUACCCAAGGUACCAAAAUUGCCUCUGAAGGUUUAAAAUUCAGAGUUUUUGAAGUAUCUUUAGCUGAUUUACAAAAUGAUAAUGACGCAGAAAGGUCUUUCAGAAAAUUCCGUUUGAUAGCUGAAGAUGUUCAAGGUAGAAAUGUUUUAACCAAUUUCCACGGUAUGGAUUUAACCACUGACAAACUGAGGUCCAUGGUUAAGAAAUGGCAAACCUUAAUUGAAGCAUCUGCUGAUGUCAAGACAUCUGAUGGAUAUUUACUUAGGGUGUUCUGCAUAGGUUUUACCAACAAAGACCAACUUUCCCAAAGGAAAACAUGCUAUGCUCAACAUACACAAGUUAGAGCUAUCCGUAAAAAGAUGGUAGACAUUAUUACCAGAGACAUCCAGGGCUCAGACAUUAAAGAAGUAGUCAAUAAGCUCCUUCCUGACAGCAUAGCCAAGGAUAUUGAAAAGGCCUGCCAGGGUAUCUACCCCCUACAUGAUGUAUACAUCCGUAAAGUUAAAGUAUUGAAGAAGCCUCGUUUUGAACUCUCCAAAUUGUUGGAAUUGCACGGUGAUGGAGGCAAAGGUGGUGCUGGUGACUCCACUGGUGAAGCUGGUUCUAAAGUCGACAGGCCUGAGGGAUACGAACCACCAGUACAAGAAUCAGUUUAAAAUUUUGUUAUUUUGUAAAUGAAAAGAUUUAAAAAGAGUAUAAAUACAAGGUAUUUAUAAUAA